Ostrinia furnacalis (Asian corn borer) is the source of this 1657-nucleotide messenger RNA. RefSeq names its product Dipeptidase B (gene Dip-B). Gene Ontology annotation, molecular function: manganese ion binding; metalloaminopeptidase activity. Bases 30 to 1571 code for a protein of 513 amino acids. The transcript has a single exon. NCBI's taxonomy places the organism in Eukaryota, Metazoa, Arthropoda, Insecta, Lepidoptera, Crambidae. The record is from RefSeq and is a predicted model, not a curated record. Gene Ontology annotation, biological process: proteolysis. Gene Ontology annotation, cellular component: cytoplasm.
AUAAACAGUCUGUCUUCAAACUUGGAACAAUGACGACGUACGUGCAGAACUACAGGCUAGACGAAAAUGUUUUUAUUGAAACCAAUAUACAAUCCAACGAGUACGACGCAGUGGUUUUACUGCUAUACCCAGAAGAACUAAAGGUGAAGCUGCCGAAACAUGUUGAGAGCUUCGUGAAUUCCGCAGCAAAGCUCGACAAACAUGUCACUAAAGAAGCCACCGUGUGGAACUGCGAAUAUGUGUCUGGAGGAAGAUUGGUCCUGAGUCCGACAGGGAAAAUCACUCCGUACCAUGACGUGAGAGUGGUUGGGGAAGCUGCGAAGAAAGGCGUCUUAAGAGCACUCGAUGCCGGCGCUAAAAAACCUUUGGUGGUCGUUCUAAACGUAGUGGAAUAUCCUGACGGGCAAUUGGUAGCCAUUCUUGGAGCAUUAGAAGCGCUGUACGUUCCUCUGCAACUCAGAGAAAGGGAGGACCCGAAAAACUACAUCAGAAUCGGAUUCCACGCGCAGGAGCAGCUCUCACCGUGCUUUCAGAAGAUCGUCCGGAAUGCUAUUGCUUUGGAAAGGUCCCGGAUAGUUGCCAGGGAUAUAGCUGGAGGUGACCCUGAGAGGAUGGCUCCGGGGAAGAUCGUGGAGUACGUCAAACACGCUUUUGCUGGGUACAGCAAUAUAUCUAUCAAUGUAAUCGAAAAUGAAGAAGAAAUUGCCAAAGAUUAUCCUCUUUUAGCUGCUGUAUCCAGGGCUGCUAACCGUGUGGAUCGCCACAAAGCUAGAAUAGUCGAGAUUGUGUACACUCCGACCACUUCCACGCGCGUUUCUGAAACCCUGAUGUUGGUAGGCAAAGGAGUGACGUACGACACUGGUGGCGCUGAUAUUAAAAUUUCUGGAAAAAUGGCCGGCAUGUCGCGCGACAAAUGUGGUGCUGCUGCCGUUGCUGGUUUUCUGCGAGCCUGUUCAAUAUUAAAACCUACCCAUUUGAAGGUUAUUGGAGUGCUAUGUCUAUGCAGGAACUCGGUCGGCGAAGAUUCUUACGUGGCCGACGAGUUGCUGGUCUCCAGAAGUGGGAAAUCAGUUCGAGUGACGAAUACUGACGCGGAGGGUCGUUUCGCAAUGGCCGAUUCUGUUUUCAAGAUGGCCGAAUUAGCUGAUAACGAACUUAACCCCCACAUUUACACCAUAGCAACCUUGACAGGUCAUGCUCGAGCUUGCUAUGGAGGAUACUCUGCUGCUAUGGAUAACCACAGUGCACGAGCAACGAAUCAUUCCAACCGGCUGCAAUUCAGUGGUGGAAGAGUGGGAGAAGGCAUUGAGGUGUCUAUCGUCAGGCAUGAGGAUAUGGCAGUGAAUGUUGGAAAAUGCAAAGGCGAUGAUUUGCUUCAGGUGGAUAUGGAGACUACGUGCCGCCACCAUCAGCUAGCUGCAGGAUUCUUAAUCAAAGUGGGAGGUUUGGAAGAGAGGAACGUGAAAUAUACGCACUUGGAUAUCGCAGGAGCAGCAGGGGCACCUCCUAAGGAACCUACGGCAGUCCCUAUAUUGACUUUGUGUCAUGUUCAUAAAAUAUUGUUGCAAUAAUAAUAAUAUGUCAUUGGCUUUUUUGAUAGCAACGUGAAAGGAAAGAUAAUGUAGAUUUACGUAAACAUAGUGAUAUAAAUGUACAG